This is a messenger RNA of Zophobas morio, 1170 nucleotides long. RefSeq lists its product as uncharacterized. The transcript has 14 exons. The record is from RefSeq and is a predicted model, not a curated record. Lineage: Eukaryota; Metazoa; Arthropoda; Insecta; Coleoptera; Tenebrionidae. Bases 100 to 1155 code for a protein of 351 amino acids.
CUCUUGGAUGGUGGCCAGGUAUAUAUCUUUUAAAAUUAGUGCUUGGACAUUGAGCGGAGUGCAUAUAGAUACAGUUACUUACUUUUUACUUUAAACUUCAUGUCCACAGGGAAGGUUAUUUUCGUUAUAACACUUUUGCUUACUACAAUUGGGCUUUGCUCUAUUCUGGUUUUUUUAAAACCCAUUGUCCUAGAGAAAGAAUUAAAAAGAGAAAAUAGGCAGACACUUAAACUUUUAGAGGAAACAAAGUUAACCGAUCUGUUACCUAAGCAAGAAAGUCUUUAUGAGGCCAGUGGUGUUAUAUUUUUAAACUCCUCUCUUUAUAUUGUAUUUGAUUCUGAUACCUUUCUUGCCAAAAUUACAAACUUUACACAUAAAUCUCCCGAUAAUAGUUAUAUCUUUUCAAGAGAAUCAGUUGAAUCAGAAUUUGAAGGUCUAUCUUAUGACAGUGUUAGCGGAAAUCUCUUUCUAUUACAAGAAGCACUUCGGCAUCAAGAAGCUAACCGCAAGCCACGCUAUAAAGCCAAAAUUAUUGAAAUUUCUAUAGAUUCCGACCAAAAAAGUUACACUCUAGUGGAAAGUUGCAGGGUUGAAUAUAAUUUUAAAACUAAAAAUAAAGGUCUAGAAGGAAUUCAAAUCUUUCGAGGAGAAGAUGGCGUAAAGACAGCUUACCUUAUCUGUGAAGGCAACGACUGCGAAGGCGGAAAAGCAGGAAAAAAGGGAAGAGGCAUGGUUCUUACAGCUAUUUAUAAAGCUGCUACUGACCAAUCAAACUGCUUUUGGGAAGUAACUAAGAAAAGCGAGUUGCCUCGAUAUUUACACUUCGAAGAUUAUUCAGAUUUGUCAAUUUCACGAGAAUUUAAGCGUGCUGCGGUAAUUUCGCAACAGGACAGCGGUGUGUGGAUUGCUAAUAUCGAGAAUGUCAAAGAUGUAGAUUGGUCCCAAAAUGGAGCCGUCUUUGAUUUUCCUCGGUCAAAGAAAAAUAAAAUCUUUUACUGUAACGUGGAAGGUGUCGCUUUUCUUAAAGCGAAUAUUAUUGCAGUUGUUAGCGAUAAAGCAAAGAAAAAACAGCCGAACAAGUGCACUCAAAAAGAUCGUAUGCUUCACAUCUUUGAAAUUCCUGAACACAGAAAUAUAAGAGAACUUCGUUUGUAAAUUAAAAUAAACUCC